UCCUCCGGGCUGCCUCAGCACCAGCUGCUCCGCACCUCUCCAGGGCUCAGACUACUUCCAGUGAAGUCCAACACCAGGGUCAGAAGAGAAGCCACCAUGUCCAUCUCGAAACGCUUUGGAUUAUCCUCCAUGUCCUUCUCCUCCGCCCCGUCCAUGACGAGCUCCAAGCGCGGGUCGAGCGUCCAUGGCGGCGCGGGCGGUAGAAACGUCCGGGUGUCUUACGCCUCCGACGGCAUCGGCUCCGGGUUCGACCUGAUGUCUGCGUUCGGAGGAGGAGGAGGAGGAGGUGGCGGAAGAAACAGCAUCUCGGGCAGCGAGAAGGGGACCAUGCAGAACCUGAACGACCGGCUGGCCACCUACCUGGAGAAGGUGCGCGUCCUGGAGACCACCAACGCGCAGCUGGAGCUUCAGAUCCGCGAGUGGUACACGAAGCAGGCCCCCGCUGUCAAGGACUACAGCAGGUACAUGCCCAUCCUGGACGACCUGCGCAACAAGAUUAAUGUUGCCACACAGGACAAUGCCAGGCUGAUGCUGCAGAUUGACAAUGCCAGACUGGCAGCAGAGGACUUCAGGAUCAAGUUUGAGAAUGAGAUGGCGAUGCGCAUGUCUGUGGAGCAGGACAUCGCCGGACUGCGCAAGGUUCUGGAUGACCUGACCAUGGCCCGGUCGGACCUGGAGAUGCAGAUCGAGGGCUUGAAGGAGGAGCUGGUCUACCUGAAGAAGAACCAUGCAGAGGAGCUUGCAGCCAUGCAAAAUCAAAUGAAUACCAGCUCUGUGAACGUGGAGGUGGAUGCUAAGCCCCAGGAGAACCUGAACGGUAUCCUGGACGAGAUCAGGUCUCAGUAUGAGGGCAUCACUGAGAAGAACCGCCGCGAAAUGGAAGCCUGGUACAAGGUCAAGUUUGAUGAGCUGAACAAGCAGGUGUCAACCAGCACAGAGAUCCUCCAGAGCUCCCGCAGCGAGAUCAACGAGCUCAAGCGGACCCUGCAGUCUCUGCAGAUUGAGCUGCAGUCCCAGCUCAGCCUGAAAUCUGCCUUGGAGGGCACACUGUCUGAGACCGAGUCCCGUUACAGCAUGCAGCUGAGCCAGCUCCAGGAUAGGGUCUACCACCUGGAGAGUGAGCUCAGCAAGAUGAGGGCGGACAUCGAGAGGCAGUCCGCCGAUUACCAGCAGCUUCUUGACAUCAAGACCAGGCUGGAGUUGGAGAUCGCAGAGUACCGAAGGCUGCUGGAUGGAGAGGAUACAAGCAAUUCUGCUUCCACUACUGUACAAAGGACUGUGGUCCAAGAGAUCAAAACAUCCAAACCAGUCAUUACCCAGAGGACUAAAGUGGUGAUUGAGGAGAUAGUUGAUGGAAAAGUGGUGUCCCGCACAGAAGAUCUGCAGACAGAGGUCAUCAAAAAGUAGACAGACUGCAUCCCAACAAAUCUGAAUCAAAUAAUAAAAUCUAAAAUAAAUCCACACAGGCCUUCCUGUACUACUAAAACAAACCAGUAAAUGAGUCAUUACUUUACCCAGUUCAGUUCAGUAAUCUUUCAUAUUCGUUUACUUCUGCAGUGUGAUUUUUUUACAGAAAAUAUCUAUUUUGAUUGCCUGAAAAAGUAAUAAAAAUGAUAAAUAAAAUGGUUUCAAAUGUGUAAGUGUUGACAGAAACAAAUCCGGAUUCAUACAUAGGGUGCAGCUGUGAGCCUCAGACAGGAAAUGCACUUGAGAGUAUUGAGACCUUUCAUUCUCUGACCACUGAGGCAUAGAUACAUUUGUUUGGGUGGGGUGGACAGGUCAUUGUCAUAGAAAAUAUUGGUCCAUUUUGUGGUAGUGAUGUGUUUCUUGUGAAAUAAGAUGUUAAAGAUGUUAAAUGUAGCAUUUUUACAUUUUAAAUAUUGUCAAGUAGAAGUUAGACUGGUACAUUUACCAUUAACAAAGUAAACAAUUGUAAAGAUGAACCUGUAAUGUAAGUACUUCAGAUCUCAGUUUGUAUUAACCCUCCUGUGUCUGGCUGUGAAAGGGCUGCUGGCAACUUUGGUUUUUCAACUUACUGAAGAGAAUAAAAUCUGACCUUCCA
Molecule: messenger RNA, 2062 nt
Organism: Hippoglossus stenolepis (Pacific halibut)
Lineage: Eukaryota; Metazoa; Chordata; Actinopteri; Pleuronectiformes; Pleuronectidae
Gene: krt97
Product: keratin 97
Exons: 8
Coding region: 97-1407 (436 amino acids)
Molecular function (GO): structural molecule activity
Source: RefSeq, a predicted model, not a curated record